Messenger RNA from Vigna unguiculata (cowpea), 1730 nucleotides. RefSeq names its product UPF0481 protein At3g47200-like. The record is from RefSeq and is a predicted model, not a curated record. Lineage: Eukaryota; Viridiplantae; Streptophyta; Magnoliopsida; Fabales; Fabaceae.
CCAACAUAAAAUGAGAGAAAUGGAGUCAUAUUUUCACAACUCCUAUUCAAACAAAGUUUCAGUUUCUCUCCUCUAACAGAAUCAAAGGAAGUUGAAACUGAGUUGCUGCAACAAUGGGGGUGCAUGCUGAUCCUUCAUCAUCUGAACUCAAAUCUCUUGUGAAGGUGAAACACGUGAUCAACAUCGGAGUCCCAGAAAACCUAAGGUUGUCUGAGCGUAGCAUCUACAAGGUUCCAUGCAAUCUUCGAGAAGUGAACAAGGAUGCAUACACUCCUCUCUGCAUCUCAAUAGGCCCGAUUCAUUUCGAAAAACCAGAACUCAACACAAUGCAAGAACACAAGCUGAGAUACUAUCAAUGCUUCUGGAUUCGUGUGUCAAACGAUGAAGCCAUGGAGAGCUACGAACACUACCUCCUGAACAAAGAACAAGAGAUUCGACAAUGCUAUUCGGAGAAGUUCGAAUUGCCCAAAGAGAAAUUCGUAGCCAUGAUGCUGUUGGAUGCCAUGUUCAUCAUGGAGCUUUUCUUGAGAAACCGUGAGUUGAAAUCACAAUCGUUUCCAGAGAGAAACAUUGUUGAUGAUGAUGAUCUCAUCAUGACACAGUCCUGGCUCGCCAGGAACAUCGCCAGGGACAUGAUCCUUCUGGAAAAUCAAAUACCCUUUUUCAUUUUGUCGGAACUCUACGAAAAGGUUGUCCCAGAUUACCAAAAGAAAGAAGACACUGACUUUGUUGAUCUUGCUUUCAAGUACUUUGCAUUCUACGACCCUCAGAUUUGUCCUUCUGAAAACAUAGCCAAGAAAGAAAAUUGCUUUGGCUCCAAGAAACUCAAAGGUGGCAGCUUUGAGAAUCUGAAUCUGAAUCAGAAUCAGAAUCAGAAUCUGAAACCAGAACACAAACACUUCACUGAUCUGAUAAGGUUCUACUACCUUCCCACUGACAAAAAAAAAGGGCAAGCUUCUGAUCAUGUUCCAAGAACUGCAACAAAGCUGCAAGACUCGGGAGUGUACUUCGAGAAAGGUGGUGAGAAGAAAAAGCUACUAGACAUAACCUUCGAGAAGAAACAGAUUCUGAGUCUGUGUCUUUGUUUCGGUUGUUUGAAAUGUUUGAACCACUUCAAGGCACGUUUUAGGAUACCCCAGUUGAAGGUGGACCACAACACAGAAUGUUUGUUCAGGAACCUGAUUGCCCUGGAGCAGUGUCACUACCCUGAGGAAGCUUUCAUCUGCAACUACGUGUCUCUGAUUGAUUCUCUGAUACACACUCAGCUUGAUGUGGAGUUGCUGGUUGAGAAGGAAGUGAUUGUGCAUGAGUUGGGGAGUCACAAGGAAGUGGCGUCUCUUGUGAAUGGUUUGUGCAAACAUGUGGUGACGAACUCAACGUGUUACUAUGAGACCAUAAAGGGUCUGAACGAUCAUUACAAGAACAAAUGGUACCACACCAUGGCAUCGUUGAGGUUGGUGUACUUCCGAGACCUUUGGAGAGCAAGUUCCACUGUUGUUGGAAUUGCUGUGCUCAUUUUCGCUGUCUUCCAAUUCCUUCGAGCUAUUCGUGCUCUCUUCAAAAUGUAAGUUUUUGGAUUUUGUGUCUGAGACUUUAGUGUUUCAUCGUGUCACUUUCCUUCGGUUUCAAUGUAAUAAUAAACCUAUGUUUGUUGUUGUGUUUGAAAUUAUCUUCAUGUCGUUCUUACACAACCAUAGUUUUUCAGUUCUGUUGUUCUUAUACAACCAGAG